AUGGGGACAGUUGGGGACCUCACUGCCGCCCCACAGCUGGGGGAAGCGCAGCGCGGCGAGCCUGGGUACCGGCGGCUCCUUCGCUCGCUCCCGCCGCCUCCCCGCCGGGACCGGGACCGGGACCGGCUCUCCAUGGAAGGGCAGCGGCUGCGGCCGGAGCGCCUGAAGUUUGCCCGGAGCGAGGUGCCGCGGGAGGUGGAACUGGGGAGCUGGGGCGGCGGCGGCGGCGGCGGCUUCAAGGACAUCCCGGGAACGUCGGCAGUCAGCCCCGGUUCCUCCAAGGAGUGCGCCCCGGACAGCGAGAGCCCGUCGGGAACCAGCGAGGCGGACUACUGCCGCCGCAUCCUGGUGCGAGAUGCCAAAGGGACGAUCCGGGAGAUCGUGCUCCCCAAGGGUCUGGACCUGGACCGGCCCAAGCGGACACGGACGUCCUUCACAGCGGAGCAGCUCUAUCGCCUGGAGCUGGAGUUCCAGCGCUGCCAGUACGUGGUGGGCAGGGAGAGGACGGAGCUAGCGCGGCAGCUCAACCUCUCCGAAACCCAGGUCAAGGUCUGGUUCCAGAACCGACGCACCAAGCAGAAGAAGGACCAGAGCAGGGACUCUGAGAAACGCUCCGCCGCCACCUCCGAGUCCUUCGCCACCUGCAACAUCCUCCGGCUGCUGGAACAAGGCCGGCUCCUCUCCGUCCCGGCCCCCCGCCUCCUCUCUCCCACCUCCAACCCCAUCGGCAGUCCUACGGGCAACGGAUCCGGCUUGGCCACCCCGGGAACCACCUCUCCCGGGCUCGGCGGCGGGAGCAGCCCCCCCGGGUCGGGAGCCUUCAGCCUGCAGGUCCCUUCUCUCGCCUCUUCCUCCUCCUCUUCCUCCUCCUCGCCCAGGCUGCCGGCCGCCCCGCUCUGCUUCGGGGGGCCGCUCCUGGGCAGCCUGCACGACCUCCCGGGCGCUUACGGACUGGGCACUUCUGCUUUUGAGCCUUACACGCGGCUGGAAAGGAAAGACAAUUCUAUACCCAGCAAGAAGCCAAGCCCUUAA
Molecule: messenger RNA, 1032 nt
Organism: Gymnogyps californianus (California condor)
Lineage: Eukaryota; Metazoa; Chordata; Aves; Accipitriformes; Cathartidae
Gene: VAX2
Product: ventral anterior homeobox 2
Biological process (GO): brain development; central nervous system development; regulation of DNA-templated transcription
Molecular function (GO): DNA-binding transcription factor activity, RNA polymerase II-specific; DNA binding
Source: RefSeq, a predicted model, not a curated record